Molecule: messenger RNA, 714 nt
Organism: Spinacia oleracea (spinach)
Lineage: Eukaryota; Viridiplantae; Streptophyta; Magnoliopsida; Caryophyllales; Amaranthaceae
Exons: 3
Coding region: 1-714 (237 amino acids)
Source: RefSeq, a predicted model, not a curated record
AUGGUCGUAAUGGAGGGCUUCGCCAAUACAAAAAAGGAUGUCGGCCGAAGAGUCAUGGUAGUUGCCGACCCUACCAGAGAAUCUGCAGCUGCCCUACAAUAUGCCCUUGGCCAUGUAAUACUUGACAAGGACGAAUUGAUCCUAAUACAUGUAAUCAGCCCUUGUCCUAGGAAGGGUUCAAUCAAUUUGUAUUUCAGCACCUUCUUCCGAAAGCCGCAGCUUGAACCUUCAGAUUCUCCUACUCAAGGUGGUGCCAGUGGUACCGCUGGAGGUAUAUUUGGUUAUAGCGGUGGCAUUUUCGGAGGUGCUGGUGGUGGAGGCAUUUUUGGUGGUGGUGGUGGUGGAGUUAGUGACGGCAAUGGAGGUGGGAAGGAUGGGGAUUUUCUAAAGACAAUGCAAAGGGCAUGCGAGACAGCCCACCCCGAAAUGAAGGUUCAAGUUGAAAAGGUAGAGCAAGGAUGCGUGGACAAGGCUACUACUGUUUUAACUCACAGUAAUUUGUUAGCCAUUGACCUUCUUAUCAUCGGUCAACGUCGAAAUCCUUCCAAUAUUUUCUUAGGAGGUAAAAAAAAUGGAGGAUCAAAAGUAGUAGACACGGCCGAGUUUCUGAUAGAAAACAGCUUAUGCACUUGUGUUGGAGUUCAGAAGAAGAGUCAGAAUGCAGGUUAUCUUCUCAACACCAGAAACCACAAGAAUUUCUGGCUUCUGGCGUAA